AUGAAGAUCGACUUGGUCUUCCUUGCUUCUCUCUGUGCCAACAGUGCACUCGUUUCUGCCCUACCGGCCGAUACAGCCGACACCGCUCUUCUUCUUUUGGGAGAUGGCACCACACAGACUAUAAACAAGAGAGACCUAGCUGCCAAUCUACCUGGAGUCUCUCUGUCCCCGCCUACGAAUUCUCCCCCGAAGUUCAUUGAGACUGGAUCUAAUGAUUCCGCCCCCUCGAGACGUCUGGGCAAGCGCUCCGGUGCCCAAUUCAUCAUCUCUCUUCCUGACGAGAAAUUCCUCGGCUGGGACAUCGCAAUGUCUAGCAUCGUGCAUGCCAACGAAGCCGAUGCCACUGCUGCUAUGGCAUCAGGCCAAUCCAUCGCAAACAGUAUCACGGUUGGCGCCUCGUAUACCGCCACCGUAGAAGGGUUCCUAAGUGUCGGUGCCACCGUCAGCUACCAGUACACCGAAACUGCUACUCUCACCGGCACGGUCACCAUGACAAUCCCGAAGAACAAGUGGGGGGCGAUUGUUAGCAAUCCUUUGACUAACCGCAGAAGCGGAUACGUAUUCAGCGGACAGCCUGGAAGUGGACAAUAUGAACACUUCCAGGCGGAUUCUUUCACCCAGGAUACUUACAAGUAUGGUGCCAACUCCUUGUCUUGGGUAAAGGGUGUUGUUACCACUUGCUUGGGAGACACUUACCCUCUGAAGCGCUGCGUCGGAGAUGGUAGCUUGGAAUAA
Messenger RNA from Penicillium hordei, 735 nucleotides. RefSeq lists its product as uncharacterized. The record is from RefSeq and is a predicted model, not a curated record. Lineage: Eukaryota; Fungi; Ascomycota; Eurotiomycetes; Eurotiales; Aspergillaceae. The transcript has a single exon. Bases 1 to 735 code for a protein of 244 amino acids.